AUGUCAGGACAAACUCCCUCCCAAGAGGAGCAGAAUAUCCAGAUCUGGAAAGUCAAGAAGCUCGUCAAGUCUCUGGACAAUGCCCGAGGUGCAGGUACCUCGAUGAUCUCCCUCGUCAUUCCGCCAAAGUCGCAGGUAUCUCAGUUCUCUAACAUGUUGACCCAGGAGUACGGCACUGCCUCGAACAUCAAGUCGCGGGUCAACCGUUUGUCCGUCUUGGCGGCUAUCACGAGUACCCAGCAGAGGCUGAAGCUUUACAACAGAAUCCCGCCCAAUGGUCUCGUCGUCUACUGUGGCACUGUCUUGACUGAUGAAGGCAAGGAGAAGAAGGUCAACAUCUCUUUCGAACCCUUCAAGCCGAUCAACACUUCCCUUUACCUCUGUGACAACAAGUUCCACACCGAAGCCCUCAGCGAGCUCCUCGAGUCCGAUGCCUCCUUUGGCUUCAUCAUCAUGGACGGUAACGGUGCCCUCUUCGGUACCCUCUCAGGCAACACGCGCAACAUUAUCCACAAGUUCUCCGUCGACCUUCCAAAGAAGCACGGGCGUGGUGGUCAAUCUGCCCUCCGUUUCGCCCGAUUGAGAGAGGAGGCCCGCCACAACUACGUGCGCAAGGUCGCCGAGCUUGCCACGCAGCACUUCAUCACCGACAACAAGUGCAAUGUUGCCGGUCUCGUCCUCGCUGGUAGCGCCGACUUCAAGACGGAGCUGGGUCAGUCGGACAUGUUCGACUAUCGCCUCGCCCCCAAGGUCAUCCGCACAGUCGACGUCUCUUACGGAGGCGAGAAUGGCUUCAAUCAAGCAAUCGAACUCUCCGCCGAGUCGCUCCAGAACGUCAAGUUCGUCCAGGAGAAGAAGCUCAUUCAAAAGUACUUUGACGAGAUUUCCCUCGAGACGGGCAAGUACUGCUUCGGCGUUGGAGACACCUUCAAGGCCCUCGAUGCCGGUGCGGUCGAAACAUUGAUUGUUUGGGAGAACCUGGAGCUCACUCGCUACACGCUCAAGGACUCUGAAGCGCGCGAGAUUGUGCUUAUGCUCACGCCUGCUCAGGAGAAGGAGACCGACCGUUUCAAGGACGCAGCCACGGGCGAGCCAAUGGAGCAGACCGCCGAGCCUAUGCCGCUUCUCGAGUGGAUCGCCGAGAACUACCAGCAAUUCGGCUGCAGCCUUGAGUUCGUCAGUGAUCGAUCUCAGGAGGGGAUGCAAUUCGUGCGUGGCUUUGGUGGCAUUGGUGGAGUGCUCCGUUACCAGCUGGACCUGCAGCUGCUCAACGAGCUUGACGAGGACGAGAGCGAGUUCCUCUCCGACGACAGUGAUGACGAAUGA
Molecule: messenger RNA, 1326 nt
Organism: Jaminaea rosea
Lineage: Eukaryota; Fungi; Basidiomycota; Exobasidiomycetes; Microstromatales
Product: putative eukaryotic translational release factor 1
Exons: 4
Coding region: 1-1326 (441 amino acids)
Biological process (GO): cytoplasmic translational termination
Cellular component (GO): cytosol; translation release factor complex
Molecular function (GO): translation release factor activity, codon specific; sequence-specific mRNA binding
Source: RefSeq, a predicted model, not a curated record